AUGGACGUGUUCAACGGGGUGCGCUUCGUGCGGCUGCGGUGCCGCGCGCGGCGCGGCAAGUACCUCGCCGCCGACGUCGACGGUCUCAACGUCUGCCUCUCCGGCCAGCGCGGCGUGCACAACGUGGUGUGGGCGGUCCACCACGCGGCGGGGCCCGACGGCGGGCCCUGCGUCCUCCUCCGCGGCGCCUACGGCCGGUACCUCCUCGCCACCAGUGUGCAGGCCGGGACGGGCCCCUCUCACGGCGUCCUCACCACGCAGGACGACCUCGCCCACACCCCGCCGCCGCCCGGGAUGCUGUGGCAGGCGAUCCCCAGGCGGAGCACCUUCGUCAUGCGGAGCGGCACGGGCCGCUACCUCCGCGCCAACGGCCGAUACCUCCGGUGGCGCAGGGCCGUCACCUCCGCCGGGGACAAUGGCAGCACCAUGAUGCAGUGGGACAUCGAGAACGUCCCCAUCAGGAUGACGCGGCCCUGCAUCCUUGAUCCGACCUACCAGCUGACGCACGCGCGCCGGCGUCCGCUGACGGAGAGCGAGGUGGCUCGGCAGAUCCGGUUCGUCCGCGGCGAGACCAACGGGGCCGUCAACGAGGGAGCCUGGAGGACGAUGCGGCUCAACACCCACAACCUGAUGCAGCUGCGGCUCACGCUGGCGUGCCGCCUGGGCGCCAGCAGGGACGUCACCCGCACCACCCUCUGCAUCCGGGCUGGCCGCUUCGGGCACCUCACUCCUCUGCUCGUCGACCUGCCCAUCGGAAACAACCGCAUCGACAUUGUCAUCCUCAACCACGGCACGCAAGCGGACAACGAUUUGCGGUACCCAGAUUUGAGUGCUCCGUCCAUAGAAUAG
Molecule: messenger RNA, 849 nt
Organism: Setaria italica (foxtail millet)
Lineage: Eukaryota; Viridiplantae; Streptophyta; Magnoliopsida; Poales; Poaceae
Exons: 3
Coding region: 1-849 (282 amino acids)
Source: RefSeq, a predicted model, not a curated record